AAAUUGUUCUAUUGUUUGAUACGUUUUCAUCUUUAGAAUCGGAAAAAUUGUUUUUUGAUCAUUUUCAUUGUUUUCAAAUUCCAUUUUACAUUACUCUCCCAAAUGUCUGAGAAACCGGCUGAAAGUUUAAAACAGGAAAGCGGCACUAAUGAACAAGAUGUUGUCGCCACUGGAUCAUCAACACUACAACCGGCUGCAGCUCGGUUAGUGUCCGAACUUCAAACAAAACAUCCAUUGCAAAACACAUGGGAUCUAUGGUACUACAAGAAUGUAUCCAGUGUGUUUGAAGAGAAUCUAUUCAAUAUUACUUCUGUUGAUACUGUAGAGGAUUUCUGGGGCCUAUUCAACCACAUUGAAUUUGCAAGCAAAUUGAAUGUUAAUUGUGCCUAUUAUUUUUUUAAAAAAGGCAUACGUCCAAUGUGGGAAGAUCCAAUAAAUAAGAGUGGAGGACGUUGGUUGAUUAAUAUGAAAAAAACCUACGACAGUACCGAUAAAUAUUGGCUUGAAUUGCUAUUGUGUCUGAUUGGCGAAGGGUUCGACGAUUUCAACGAUUAUGUUUGCGGUGCUUUUGUCGUUAUCAAAAAAUCACAGGAUCGUAUCGGUAUCUGGACCAAAGAGGCCAGCAAUCGUGAUGCUAACAUGCAUAUUGGCAAUGUAAUCAAGAAACGUACCAACUACAAUGGGGGAAUCAAUUUUGAAGCACAUGAUUCGUCCAAAACUAACUUUUAUCAAGUUUGAAUUUUUCCCAUUUGUAUCAUUUUUCUAUUUGUAUUUCCUUUCUUUCAAUGAUCGUUGUCGCGUGAAAUAAAUUCAACAAAUUCAUCAAUUCA
This is a messenger RNA of Dermatophagoides farinae (American house dust mite), 830 nucleotides long. RefSeq names its product eukaryotic translation initiation factor 4E. Lineage: Eukaryota; Metazoa; Arthropoda; Arachnida; Sarcoptiformes; Pyroglyphidae. Gene Ontology annotation, biological process: translational initiation. The record is from RefSeq and is a predicted model, not a curated record. Gene Ontology annotation, cellular component: eukaryotic translation initiation factor 4F complex. Gene Ontology annotation, molecular function: translation initiation factor activity; RNA 7-methylguanosine cap binding.